AUGAGUUAUUGUGAUAGCCAGCUUUAUCAGUCUCAGAGUACGCAUGUCCCUGCUUCCCCUUCCACUGAUUUUACUUUCACCCUUUGUACCUUGGGAGUAUUUUUGCUGCCCGAGCCUGCAGCUGUCACCAACAUGCUCUCCCUGUCGGUCCGCCAGGCGCUUCGGCCUGUCCUCCUCAGGGCUUCAGGAUGUGUGGGGAGAGAAGGCCAGGCGGCGGUGGAGUCGAGGAGACGAGGCCUCUGCAGUGGCGGCGGUGGCGGGUGGACCGGCCAGGACAGCCUGGCCCAGGACGACCCGGAGAUGUGGGGUCUCCUGCAGCGGGAGAAAGACAGGCAGUGCCGGGGACUGGAGCUCAUCGCUUCAGAGAAUUUUUGCAGCCGUGCAGCACUGGAGGCUCAGGGCUCCUGUCUGAACAACAAAUACUCCGAGGGGUAUCCAGGACAAAGGUAUUAUGGAGGUGCAGAGGUUGUCGACCAGAUUGAGCUGCUGUGCCAGAGGCGAGCGCUCGCUGCCUUCAGCCUGGAUCCUAAUCUGUGGGGCGUCAAUGUCCAGCCGUACUCCGGAUCGCCGGCGAACUUUGCGGCCUACACAUCAGUGCUGCAGCCUCACGACCGCAUCAUGGGCCUGGACCUGCCUGAUGGGGGGCACCUUACCCACGGCUACAUGACAGACACUAAGCGAAUCUCAGCCACCUCAAUAUACUUUGAAUCAAUGCCCUACAAGCUGAAUCCUCAGACAGGACUGAUCGACUACGAGCAGCUGGAGAAGACGGCCCGUCUCUUCAGGCCCAGACUCAUCAUAGCAGGAACCAGCGCCUAUGCCCGCCUGAUCGACUACGCCCGCAUGAAGAAGCUGUGUGUGGAGCUGAACGCCUACCUGCUGGCGGACAUGGCUCAUAUCAGCGGCCUGGUGGCGGCGGGAGCUGUUCCCUCGCCGUUUGAGCACGCCGACCUGGUCACCACCACUACCCACAAGUCUCUGCGAGGAGCGAGGGCCGGCCUGAUCUUCUACCGGAAAGGUGUUCGGUCUGUGGACAAGAAAGGUCGCGAGGUGGCGUACAACCUGCAGGACCGGGUCAACUUCGCCGUCUUCCCAUCACUUCAGGGAGGACCUCACAACCACGCCAUAGCUGGAGUGGCGGUCGCCCUCAGACAGGCUUCGACCCCCAUGUUCAAACAGUACAUCAACCAAGUGCUGUUAAACGCCAAAGCCCUGGCCGAGUCUCUGCUGAGGAAAGGCUACACUCUGGUUUCAGGGGGAACAGACAACCACCUGGUCCUGGUUGACCUACGACCUCGCGGGAUGGACGGUGCUCGGGCUGAGCGGGUCCUGGAGCUGGUUUCCAUCACCGCCAACAAGAACACCUGUCCUGGAGACAAGAGCGCCCUCACUCCAGGAGGGCUCAGACUCGGAACUCCAGCUCUGACCUCUCGGCAGCUGAAGGAAGCAGACUUUGAAAAAGUAGUGGACUUUAUUGAUGAAGGGAUCCAGAUUGCAAUGGAUGUGAAAAGCAAAACAGGAAACCUCUCCAGCUUCAGGUCCUUCUUGCUGGAGGACCCUGAGACGGUGUCGUGCAUCGCAGAGCUCCGCCAGAGGGUGGAGCUCUUUGCCAGGCCCUUCCCCAUGCCUGGAUUCACUGACCACUGAGGCCAUCACAGAGAGAGACAGUGCUCCUUUCACAUCCGCAAGAUU
This is a messenger RNA of Salarias fasciatus (jewelled blenny), 1692 nucleotides long. Its product is annotated as serine hydroxymethyltransferase, mitochondrial-like. The record is from RefSeq and is a predicted model, not a curated record. Gene Ontology annotation, cellular component: cytoplasm; mitochondrion. Gene Ontology annotation, molecular function: glycine hydroxymethyltransferase activity; pyridoxal phosphate binding. Gene Ontology annotation, biological process: tetrahydrofolate interconversion. Lineage: Eukaryota; Metazoa; Chordata; Actinopteri; Blenniiformes; Blenniidae.